This is a messenger RNA of Guillardia theta CCMP2712, 255 nucleotides long. RefSeq lists its product as hypothetical. The transcript has a single exon. The record is from RefSeq and is a predicted model, not a curated record. Lineage: Eukaryota; Cryptophyceae; Pyrenomonadales; Geminigeraceae. The annotation marks the transcript as partial. Gene Ontology annotation, cellular component: cytoplasm.
GUGAUCUUUGACCUGCUGGGGCUGAGCUCGCGACACAUGAACACGCACGUGCUGCGGCUGCUGCACCAGCUCUUCGAGAUCGGGCAAAAGAAGUAUCCGGAGAGCCUAAGCAAGGUGUUUGUGCUGAACUCCCCCUCGCUCUUCUACGGGAUCUGGAGGAUCAUCAAGCCCGUGCUCAACGAGAGGACAAGGAACAAGAUCGUCAUCUGCUCCAAGGCCAUGCACGACGACCUAGUCGGCAUGCUCCCGCAGGAG